GUUUGCUUGCACGACAAAGGAGGGGUGAGCUGAAGCGGUUGAAUGAUCAGCUACGUCAGAUCAAUGCAGCACUUAGAAGACAAGCCAAAAUAGAAUCUUAUGCUCCUAAGCUGAGCUAUGCACCAGUUGGCAGGAUAGCUGAAUCAGAAGUUGUUGUUGACCCUAAAAAAGAAGAUUUAAUUAAAAAAUUGAGAUUAGGGAAAAAUUUUUUGCGGAAUCAUGAGCUUGAGAGGGCAUUUCUGGAGUUUAAGACCGCUCUAGAGCUUUCAGAGGCAUUGGGGGAUCAUGUUGAAGAGAAGAAGGCUGCAAGAGGUCUUGGGGCAUCUCUGCAGAGGCAAGGCAAGUACAAAGAAGCCAUAAAAUAUCACUCCAAAGGUCUCGAAAUAGCCAGACACUCCAAAGUUCUCGAAAUAGCCAGCAAGGUUGGCGAAAACUCCGGCAUAACCGAGGCCUAUGGAGCAAUAGCAGACUGCUACACUGAGCUUGGAGAUCUUGAAAAAGCAGGGAAGUUCUAUGACCAGUACAUAGCAAGGCUGGAGAAAGACUGACUGAUAGAUCUUGGGCUUGAACCAGCUUUAGAUAAUGCCUGCAUCUCUAUAUCUUCUCUCCCAAGCAGAAUCGCUCAAGAGGUUUGAGCUUUGACCUUCUUAUACGCAACGGUACACUACUACUUUUGUAGCAUUAUUGCUUUUAAACAUUUUGCAUCGAUGAUCUCAUUUUUGGAUAUUGUAGCCCUUU
This is a messenger RNA of Phalaenopsis equestris, 738 nucleotides long. RefSeq names its product protein FLUORESCENT IN BLUE LIGHT, chloroplastic-like. The record is from RefSeq and is a predicted model, not a curated record. Gene Ontology annotation, molecular function: protein binding. NCBI's taxonomy places the organism in Eukaryota, Viridiplantae, Streptophyta, Magnoliopsida, Asparagales, Orchidaceae. Gene Ontology annotation, biological process: chlorophyll biosynthetic process.